AUGAAGUCAGGCGACUAUAAUUCAGAACCUCUUAGACCGGUCACGGCAAAUCCAGCCCGCGCCGGUCGCAGAGCGAGUAGCUAUCUGGUUUGGCGACAUCAGCAGAGAGAUAACCUUUCGGGUGAUGGCGACUUUGCCCAAAAUUUUAGCGAGCUAGUGGUCGAGGAGAAACACGAAAUAGAAAAUGGCGUGUCUAGACACGGUACAUCGUUCAAGCAGAAGUUCCGCAGGGCAUCCUUGACGUUGAUGAGGGGCAUGGUAGGUCGUGAUCGUAGACGCUCGGAGACGGCUGUUGAUUACCAGGAUGAUCGGCCAACAACUGCACAUUCGGCCUGGAAUCGGUUACGACUAGCCACUACUUUUCGCCAUCCAAAGACAUCCCAUGAUGAGCGAGCUGUCCUUGAGACUAUCUACUCGCCUCUCGAGUCUAACUUUCCAGCAUAUCCAGUCCCUGGCCACGGAUUUGCGCCUCCGAUUAUUCCACAUCAUACAGGCGCUGCUGCCAAAGCUGCCGCUGCAAUACAGAACGAGUACCUAACGUUCACACGGCACCACUAUCUUUCCGCAGACGAGUUCAAUGACCGUGAGAGCGGCAUUGGAAUCGCUGUUACCACUAGCGAAGCUCAUAGUGAUGCUAUGAUGAGCGAGAACUCUACCGUCGUCAGAGUUGACUUCAUCCGUGAACUGCCUCAAGAGCUGUCUAUUCAUAUUCUUUCAUAUCUCGAUGCUGCUCAGCUAGGCGUCGCCAGCCGGGUAUCUAAUCUUUGGAAUCGGGUAAUUCAGGACCAGUAUAUUUGGCGACAAUCGUUCCUGAGAGAGAAAACUCAUACCUAUGCUACUAGUCUACCUGUCCAGCCAGGAGUUGGAGCUGGUGUGCCCUCUCUUCGUCCUAGCAACGAUUGGCAGAGAGUUUACCGGGCGAGAGAAGAACUUGACCGACAAUGGAAGAUUGGGACACAGGCUCGGGCAGUUUAUUUGAACGGACACUUGGACAGUAUAUAUUGUCUGCAAUUUGAUGAGAAUAAAAUCAUAACGGGUUCGCGGGAUAAGACAAUUCGCAUAUGGGAUAUGCGCACCCUACAAUGCCGCCUCGUCAUUGGACCACCGGAAGUAGUCAAUGAGACUUCUAUCUUAUUCGAUCCGAACGGCAAACCGAUACAUUACGCUUCAUCUAUUGAUAAUCACCGCUCCAACCCAUCAGUGCCUGUUACUGUCUCGUUUCCAGUUCAUCACAAGGCCUCAAUUCUUUGUCUUCAGUACGAUGAUGAGAUACUCGUAACUGGUUCCUCAGACUCUACCUGCAUAGUCUACAGUGUGAAGUCAGGUUAUCGCCCUGUUCGACGUCUUCAGUGCCACACUGCAGCCGUACUCGAUUUGGCUUUUGACGACAAGCACAUUGUUACUUGCUCCAAGGACAUUACUAUUUGUGUGUGGGAUCGUGAAACAGGUGCGCUGCUCAAACAAUUACGGGGCCACACUGGGCCCGUGAAUUCGGUACAGUUGCGUGGGAACACGAUUGUGUCGUGCUCUGGGGAUUUUUCAGUGAGACUGUGGAAUAUUGACAGUGCUAAGACGAUCCGAGAGUUCGCAGGCCAUACUAAAGGUCUUGCUUGCAGUCAAUUUUCGGAGGAUGGGAGGUUUAUCGCUUCUGCGGGAAGUGAUAAAGUUAUUCGUAUCUGGGAUGCUAAUACGGGGGAAUGCCUCCGAGACAUCCCAGCGCACGAUAGUCUCGUGCGCAGUCUACAUCUUGACAGCAUCAGUGGUCGCCUCAUCAGUGGAAGCUAUGACACUGACAUCAAGGUUUUUGACAUAGAUACUGGAGAGCAACUACUCAACUUUCCGAGGUGGCAUGCCAGCUGGGUAUUAAGUGCCAAGUGCGAUUACCGACGGAUUAUCAGCACUGGCCAAGACCCCAAGAUUCUAAUCAUGGACUUUGGAGCGGAUAUCCCAGAUAUUCAUCUGCUCGAAAGCGCAAGAAAAUAUGAAGUUGCCUGUGAUGCUGGAUUCAUCUAA
Molecule: messenger RNA, 2013 nt
Organism: Xylaria bambusicola
Lineage: Eukaryota; Fungi; Ascomycota; Sordariomycetes; Xylariales; Xylariaceae
Product: quinon protein alcohol dehydrogenase-like superfamily
Exons: 2
Coding region: 1-2013 (670 amino acids)
Molecular function (GO): protein binding
Source: RefSeq, a predicted model, not a curated record